Alligator mississippiensis (American alligator) is the source of this 1029-nucleotide messenger RNA. RefSeq names its product PR/SET domain 14 (gene PRDM14). Lineage: Eukaryota; Metazoa; Chordata; Crocodylia; Alligatoridae. Gene Ontology annotation, biological process: regulation of transcription by RNA polymerase II. Gene Ontology annotation, molecular function: protein binding; RNA polymerase II transcription regulatory region sequence-specific DNA binding. The transcript is spliced from 7 exons. The record is from RefSeq and is a predicted model, not a curated record. The coding region runs from base 1 to 1029 and encodes 342 amino acids. Gene Ontology annotation, cellular component: nucleus.
AUGAAUCAAAAAGAUCAAUGCGCCGCGGACUCCCCGGCUGCGCUCCCGGACCCCGACGCGCUGCAGGUGCCCGCAGGCCUGGCCGUGCUGCAGGCGCUGUGCGGCGACGUGCCUCAGCUGGGGGUCUUCUGCACCGAGCCCAUCCCCAAAGGGGUCCGCUUCGGCCCCUUCCAGGGCAGAGUGGUCAACACCAGCGAGAUCAAGACGUACGAUGACAACUCCUUGAUGUGGGAGAUUUUCGAGGACGGCCGCCUGAGCCACUUCAUCGACGGCAGGGGCGCCGCGGGGAACUGGAUGUCCCUCGUCAACUGCGCGCGGUUCCCGGAGGAGCAGAAUCUCACGGCCGUCCAGUGCCAGGGCCAGAUCUUUUACGAGACCUGCAAGGAGAUCUUGCCCGAGCAGGAGCUGCUCGUGUGGUACGGGGACUGCUACCUCCAGUUCCUGGGCAUCCCCCUCAGCCUGAAAGGCACGAGCCAAGGGAAGAGACCCCAGCUACAAGCCGAAGAAUCCGGGGAGAGUUAUAAAUGCGAGAGGUGCGGCAAAGUGUUUGCCUACAAAUAUUACAGAGACAAGCACUUGAAAUACACUCGCUGUGUGGAUCAAGGAGACAGGAAAUUCCCUUGUCACCUGUGCGACCGGUCUUUUGAGAAAAGAGACAGGCUGAGGAUCCACAUCCUGCACGUGCACGAGAAGCACAGACCUCACAAGUGCUCAGUAUGUGGGAAGAGUUUUUCCCAGUCUUCAAGCCUGAACAAACACAUGAGGGUACAUUCUGGAGAAAGACCCUACAAAUGUGUGUAUUGUAACAAGGCAUUUACAGCAUCCAGUAUCCUGCGCACUCACAUCCGCCAGCACUCUGGAGAGAAGCCCUUCAAGUGUAAAUACUGUGGCAAAGCCUUUGCCUCACAUGCAGCCCAUGACAGUCAUGUGCGACGCACACACAAAGGUGGCACUUGCUUAGUGUGUGGCAAACACUUCCUAGAGCAGGAAGAAUUCAGAUUCCAUAUGAAGUUCCACACAACUCUUUAG